GCAUGCCUUUGAAUUUUCCCGCCUCCAAACUUUUGAGCUGAAGCGCGGCGAUAUGGGAUGUUUUGGAUGCGUGCGCAGCCCCAUGUGUUUCCGCCUAAAACUAUACAAUGAUUUUGUGAAGAAUCCGUGGAUUUUUGUCUUGUAAACUUUGAAUUUCUCGAGGACUGAGGGUGUAUAGAGUUUUACGUAGUGCACGUAGUGAUGAUUAGUAGUAAUAAAGACGAAAUUAAGAAGAUUGAACGUUAUGACUUGAUUUCUGCACUACAGACGCCACAGUAAAACUCUACCCCAACGAACGUCCGAACGAUUACAAGCAUGGACCCGAUGGAUCCACACAAUCCGGCCCUUGACGCCUUACUCCAAGCAGCAGAAAGACAUCGACGAGAUAAUGAAAGAUACCUGCUGGAGGCAGAAAACAAACAUCUACGCGAGCAGCUCAGGAGGACGACGGCUAGUUUUGCAACUAGCACUCCGUGCGCAACACACCCUGCUUCUGCAUCUAGCUCGAGUUGUGUUGAGAACUCUUUGGCUGACGCGCUGGCAAAACUCGCUGAUAGUAUAACGAAAAAGGACAGGUUGCCUAAGAAGGAACCAGCAAUAUUCACCGGUAGUGUGUUCGAAUAUCCGGUGUGGAAAAACUCGUUCAAGGUGCUAGUUGAAGAUAGUUACCCGGACUUUACUGACAGAUUAUAUUAUCUCGGCAAGUAUACGGCCGGAGACGCGAAAGAUUGCAUCAAAGGAAUGCUUGCAAUCAACAGUGAAGGUUCCUACCAGAAGGCUCGUAGCGUGCUUGAUGAGCGAUUUGGAGACAAGUUUCGGUUAGCCCGUUCCUUCCGGGACAAGAUUGACGCCUUACCAGAUGUCAAGCCUGGUGAUGGCAAAGGCCUUGAGAAGCUUGCCGACUUCAUGGCUCAGUGCAACACAGCGAUUGGUGAAUUGUCUCACCUUGGGGUCCUGAAUGAUCCUGAGGAGUACGAGAAGAUUUUGCGCAAACUACCUAGAUACCUACAGCAGAGGUGGUUCGUAGAAGUCGACAAAUGGCUCUAUGGACCCGGUGACAUUCAGAACAGUUCGGGCGGUCCACCGCGGUGCCAUGAUAAUUAUCCGCCUUUCUCCGUCUUCUGUGCCUUUGUACAAAGGCAGGCACGCAUCGCUAGAAAUCCAAUGGCUGAGCGGUGUGCUGAUUCCAGGAGUAAGCAGCCCAGUGACACUCGCAGUUCCAAGAUCAAGGACUCGUAUCCUAAAAGGUCCCCAUCGCAGAUCAGCAGCCUCGUCACCAGUGGUACCCCUGUUACCACUAAUAAUGCCAGUAGUGAUGCCGGGGGUGUGACAAGGAAAGCAACGUGUGCCUAUUGUAAGAAGGCCCACAGGCUUCAUGCCUGUAGUGAGUUCGUGAAACUGAACGUCCCCGACAGAGCCAGUUUUGUAAAGAGGAACGGCCUAUGUCUAGGCUGUCUCGGCUGGGGCCAUAUGAAGAGAGACUGUAAGUACAAGAAAACUUGUGAUACCUGCAAGGCCAUACACCCGACCAUUCUGCAUGAUCCUGGCUUCAGGCCGCGCGAUAGGAACCACCCCAGGAACGACAACAAAGACAACAAAGAUACGGCACAAGACCAGGACAACGGCGUACCGAAGGACGAUAGUUCUACCCCACCCCAGGUCACAACCCACUUCAUUGGAGCAGACUCCGGAGAAUGUACCAGCUUGAUAGUCCCUGUGACUCUGCGUCACAGGGAUAACGUGAACGAAACAACCAUCGUGUACGCCCUACUUGACGAGCAGUCCGAUGGUUGUUUCGUGAUCGAUUCUGUUCUAGACAAGAUAGGGGUAGAGGGCGAACCCUACUCCUUGAGGUUGGCUACCAUGACAUCCAAUACUACUGUUGAAUGUAGGCAGGUUCGUGGCCUUGUGGUUAAAGGUCUUUAUGAGUCACAGAGUUUUGACAUGCCCGUAUGUUACACCAGGGGAGGCAUCCCAGCCAAGCCUAGCCAAGUUCCUAGACCAGAGAAUGUUCGGCAGUGGUCCCACUUAGAGCCAGUCCAUGGCAAGUUAGCUCCCUUCUUUGCCGAUGUUGAGAUAGGACUUCUGAUUGGACUGUCUUGUCUGCAGGCCAUAAAGCCUCUGGAAGUCCUACCUGGCAAAGAGGAUGACCCUUAUGGUGUACGUACUGCACUUGGCUGGGGCGUGGUUGGAAUGUCUCCUCAGGGUUCAAGGCCACAACAGCGCCAUCACUUUUCAUUUAGAACACAGAUCACGGAGGUAACCCCUCAAGCUGUCAUGAAUAUGUUUGAUGUAGAAUUUGUUGAAAGGUCAGGUAGUGAGGAGGGCGUUGGCCUCUCAGUUGAAGAUCGCAAGUUUCUGCAGAUACUAGGGUCACAAAUUCGUCAACUUGACGACGGUCACUAUGAGUUACCACUCCCAUUCCGCGAUGAGAAUGUAAGGUUACCCAACAAUAGAGCCCAAGCUUUGAAGCGUCUGUCCAGCUUAAAACACAAGAUGGAGAAAAAUCCUCAAUUCAAGGAGGAUUAUCUUCAGUACAUGAAGGAAAUGAUUGAAAAGGGUUUCUGUGAGCGAGUGCCAGAAAAUGAGAGCUGUCCCGAAGGCUCGGUUUGGUAUUUGAGUCAUCAUGGGGUCUACCACCCAAACAAACCUGGACGUAUCCGGGUGGUAUUCGAUUGUAGCGCCGAGUUUCAGGGCGAGGUUCUUAACGAGCAUUUGCUCCAGGGUCCAGACCUAACCAACAACUUGGUAGGGGUCCUUUUGCGUUUCCGCAAAGAGUCUGUAGCUGUAGUCUGCGACGUGCAGUCAUUUUUCAAUAUGGUCAUGGUGAAGAAGGAGCACAGGAAUUUUCUCAGAUUCCUUUGGUAUGAGGAUGGCAAGCUGGUGGAGUAUCGCAUGACGAGACAUCUCUUUGGGGCUCGAUCUUCGCCAGGCUGUGCCACCUUCGCACUGAGGGCCAAUGCUGACAAGUAUGAAUCUGAGUGUGGGUCAAAGGCGGCUGAGUUUGUCCGUGCUGGGUUCUAUUGCGACGACGGAUUGUCGGCUGAGAAAACUACUGAUGAUGGAAAGGACCUAGCAUGUGGCAGUAGGAAACUUUGCAAGAAGGGUGAAUUCACACUGAGAAGCUACUUAAGCAACGAUAGGGAAGUUAUGAUGGCUGUACCAUUGGAGGCUAGGGCUAAGGGUGUGCAGGAGUUGAAUCUCUUGUCAGAAAACUUGCCUACAGAGAGGACCCUGGGCCUUCAGUGGUGCACGCAAUCAGAUUCCUUCCAGUUCAAAGUGGUCAUGCGGGAAAAGCCUGUAACUAGACGUGGAAUAUUGUCCACAGUGAGUUCGAUUUUUGACCCACUGGGCCUGAUUGCUCCCUUCAUACUGACAGGACGUCGCAUUCUGCAGAAUUUGUGCAAUGGCAAGCUACAUUGGGACGACCCUGUCCCACCUGAAAUUAAUGUACAGUGGGAAAAAUGGUGCUCAGAGGUGUCAAACUUGGCGAAUAUUGAGAUCCCACGCUGUUACCACCCUAGAGUGUUUGGUGAGGUUGUCUCAGUACAACUGCAUCAUUUCAGUGAUGCAAGUUUGGAACCUGGUGGGCUGGGCCAGUGUAGCUACUUGAAACUCACAGAUGACAAGGGAAAUGUUAGUGUCUCGCUUGUUAUGGGAAAGUCGCGCGUAACUCCUCUAAAACCGAUCACAGUGCCUAGGCUAGAGUUGUCCGCCGCAGUUGUGUCAGUUCGAGUGGGUGAAUUCCUAGAGAGGGAGUUGAAGUACGAGGGCAUAGAGCAUUUUUACUAUACAGAUAGUAAGGUGGUUCUCGGAUACAUUGCUAAUGAAACGCGCCGCUUUCACAUAUUCGUGGCUAACAGAGUUGAGAGGAUUCGGAAAUCCACCACACCAGAUCAGUGGCAUCAUGUCGAUACGAGUGUCAACCCGGCAGACAUAGCGUCUCGUGGAAUGUCAGCCCGUGACCUACUCGGAGCCAAGUCCUGGUGGGAAGGUCCAGACUUCUUGAGGAAGGAAAAGGUUCCCGUCCCCUUGUCUGAAGACGACGUACAGACGAUCGAUGAUGACCCAGAGGUCCGGAAAACUGUCCGAGUGUUAGACACCAAGAUCGUACCCUUUGGCAAGAUGUCCGAGAGAUUCGAGGGUUUCUCAUCCUGGUAUCGCUUGAAGAGGGCCGUCGCCUGCUGCCUGAAGUACAAGGACAUACUUCGUGAGAGGGUUGCAAAGGGAACUGGUGCCAAGGAAAAGAAGCUAGAUGUCAAGGACCUCCAGCGAGCAGAGACGGCCAUCCUCCAGGCUGUUCAGAUGGAGUCUUUUGAUGGAAAAAGGAGGAACCUACAGCCUUUGGACCCGAUUGAGGACGAGGAUGGCUUGCUACGUGUCGGUGGUCGCGUCAGGCGAGCGGAAAUACCAGAGGAGUUGAAACAUCCAAUCAUCGUUCCAAGGCACGGACAUGUUACUGACCUGAUUGUCGCGCACUUUCAUGGAUCGGUCUACCAUGGGGGUCGCAGCGCAACCUUGAAUGCUAGUCGUCAGGCAGGUUUCUGGAUAGUUGGCGCUAGGGGUGCUGUAACGAUGCACAUUGUGAAAUGUGUAGUUUGCCGUAGAUUGAGAGGCAAGGUUUGUCUUCAGAAGAUGGCAGACCUGCCCACAGAUAGGUUAGACCCAGCAGCACCUUUCACAUACUGUGGAGUGGAUUAUUUCGGCCAUUUCUUCGUAAAGGAGGGUAGAAAGGAGCUAAAACGAUGGGGCGUCCUUUUCACCUGCAUGGCAUCGAGAGCAAUUCAUAUCGAGGUUGCCCACUCCAUGGACACGAGUAGUUUCCUGAAUGCCUACCGUAGAUUUGUCUGUAAGAGGGGUCCUGUGAGGGUUUGUAGAUGUGACCAAGGUUCAAAUAUGAUAGGGGGUAAGAACGAGUUGCAACAGGCUGUCGCGGAGAUGAAUCAUGACAAAAUCCGUUCCGAGCUUGGCAAGGACAACUGUGAUUGGGUGGUUAUCGCACCGAACAAGGUGGCUGAGGCUUCACACUUUGGAGGAGUUUGGGAACGAAUGAUCAAGUCCACCAGAGAUGUCCUGUCUGCCAUCUUGCUGCAGAAUCCUGGCCCACUCGAUGAUGAGUUGUUGACGACCUUCCUGGCAGAGGCAGAGGCAGUAGUGAACAGUCGUCCUAUCACCUACGUUGAUUCUAAGAGCGGAGAGUCCGUAGAGCCUCUUAGUCCCAGUCAGUUGCUGACCUUGAAAUCUGCUGUCGUGGCGCCUCCACCAGGGAAAUUUGUGAAAGAGGACGUAUAUUCGAGGAAACGUUGGAGGAGGGUGCAGUAUUUGGCAGACCAGUUCUGGUCCAGGUGGAGAUCGGAGGUCCUGCCCCUGCUCCAAGAGAGACCAAAGUGGGAAAAGGUUCACAGGAAUCUGAAGGUGGAUGAUGUUGUCAUUGUAGUAGACAGCGAUUUGCCUAGAAAUCACUGGCCAUUGGCCCGGAUAUCGCGAGUAUACCCCAGCGAAGAUGGACUUGUCCGUAAGGUCCAGGUCACCCUUGGUAAAAGCCAAACUACACUGGAACGGCCCAUCGGGAAAGUUGUUUUGUUGAUUGCCCGGGAAGUCCCGAACGGGGAGCCUUCUGAGGAUUAG
Lineus longissimus is the source of this 5628-nucleotide messenger RNA. RefSeq lists its product as uncharacterized. Bases 316 to 5628 code for a protein of 1770 amino acids. The transcript has 2 exons. The record is from RefSeq and is a predicted model, not a curated record. NCBI's taxonomy places the organism in Eukaryota, Metazoa, Nemertea, Pilidiophora, Heteronemertea, Lineidae. Gene Ontology annotation, molecular function: nucleic acid binding.